Terrapene triunguis (Three-toed box turtle) is the source of this 5258-nucleotide messenger RNA. RefSeq names its product solute carrier family 16 member 4 (gene SLC16A4). The record is from RefSeq and is a predicted model, not a curated record. Gene Ontology annotation, biological process: monocarboxylic acid transport; transmembrane transport. The transcript is spliced from 9 exons. Gene Ontology annotation, molecular function: monocarboxylic acid transmembrane transporter activity. Lineage: Eukaryota; Metazoa; Chordata; Testudines; Emydidae. The coding region runs from base 3400 to 4908 and encodes 502 amino acids.
AUCCUCCCCCCUCCAACUAAGGUGGUCAUCUUACAAUAAAGAUCCCUUGCACUUCCCAAUGGUCCUCUCUCAAAAACAUCAGGCAAGGUGAUUUUUUUCCUAAGGUAAACAAGCAGAAAGCUUUAACUCAUGCAGGUUGCCUUUAUACAUCAAAGAAAGAGCCAAACCCCAGUAAGAUUCUUUGUAGGACACCUUUAAUCCCAUCUGGCUAAAAAUACAUACAUUUAUAAACAGUUUCCUUGUCUGUUACAAAUGUCUUGGCUUAAAAUUGAAGUUUUAAGUUCAGUGGCACUACUUAGUGUUUUGCUUCUCGUGUUAUUGUUUUGACACUGGAAAUGGAUUUGUCAAGCUGUCAAUUUCACAUCACGAUUCUCACACUUUAACCCCUAAUGAUACUGUUAAAAUUGCAAACACUGCAGGGGAAACAUUGUUUAAAAACUCCCUCCCUUGGUGUUCAAAUAUAUAGGGAAACAUUUGUUUUACGUAUGGUAAAAGCUUACUUACAAAACCUAGAUAUGGGGCCAAAUUUGACCUGACAAUGUCCCAAUUACUAAACCCAUGGAGGUACAAAUAUCUUUACUGCAUGGUUUUAAAUCAGUAUGAGAAAGUUGACUUUAGUUCCUCUUCAGUAUUGAUAGAUAGGUAGUGGUGGACUCAGAGUGGAUAAUGUCAACAUCAAUAUACAAUACUAGAUCCAGUGAUUUUUAGCAUUUCAUUAGCAGGAAAAUGGUGCAACUAUGUCCUAAAUCUCAGAGCAAUACAAUCCCUGAUAGGGACAUGGCCAAAAGGAUCUUUACUUUUCAAACUUCCUGUGUGACUGUUAAAAGCUGUUCCUCUUGCAUUUGGUACCCUCCAACCUCCUGUAGUGCCAAUGGGGACUAGGAAGUACUCUUACAGCUCUGAUUAUGGUCUCUCGCCAUUAUAGCUUUGACCAAUACCUCAUUUCAAAUCUCUUGUAAGGAAGUGAAAUGUCAAGUAGUUUAAUUUCCCAAGUGAUCAAUCAUAGUUACCAAACAAUGCAUUAAAGUAAAGAGUAUAUUCUUAAACUGUCCAGGAUGCAUUAAGAUCCUCUUAGUUUCAUUGUUAUCUGGAAUGAAUACAUAAAGUUCAGUGCCACAUGUAGCUACAUAGUUACUUGAGGGGAAAAGUUACAUUUGCUGAGGAGCAGACACAGCAGAUGUAUUCUCUUCCCCAGCCCUUCCAUGCUUACACCAAACAUAUACUGAGAAAAUCUGUCAACUCUCUGCUAGUAAGGUAAGUUGUCAAAUUUUUCUUUAAAUUCAUUUUCAUGUUUAUAGGCUCGUUGCUCUUAGCUGAGUGAGGGCUGUGGUAUUUUGGAGGGGGGUUUAAACACAAUGAUAGUGAAACAGUUGAGGCUGCUGUGCCAAAUCUGAGAUGAGACAAGAUUUGUGCUGGAUUUUUAAAAAGGGAUCAGAAGCUUUUGGUGUUCCAAUUAAAAUAGGGUGGGGCACAAUCUUUACACAGCAGAUAAUGGAAUAAGGGAGGCUGAGCAACACAUGAAUACUAUAGUCUGAUUGUGGGGGUGGUAAGCUUGCUCCCAUUGUGUUUGUUCUCAUGUAGCAGAUUUCCUAAGCCACUUCCAAUGGGAGCCUCUACAGCCAGAAGAACCUCCACAUUGCUGCACUGAAGCUUAUGCCACUUUUUCCUGAAAUGAACUGAGCUGCUGCAGGAGAGCCUAGGAUUGCAGAUGAGAGCUGCAGGUCUCACCUGUGGCCACUGCUAAUUAAUAAUAAUCUCACUCACUGGGAGCUCUCCUCCCCCGUUUGCAGCACAAAUCUGUCUGUAUGAUAUGUCCACUGCAAAAAAGAUGUUUUCCUUUGUUUAACAGUGUGAUCAUACGUUAGCUAGCCUACAUUAAAAUCCUAGAGGAGACAAAGCACUACAGGAUAACCAUGUGACAUCAACAUUAUACCUCUAUCAGUGGUUGACCUCAUCGGAAAACUAAAGUGCUUUGCCUCCACUAGGGUUUUACAGCAGGCUAGCUAAUGCAUAUUAGUUUCGCUGCAGUAAAAACACCAUUUUUGGCAGUGAAGACAUUGCUUUAGCCUGGAAUUGUUGGGGCAGGUGCCAAGCACCGUGCCUCAGGAGGGUCUCCAGGCAGUCCUUGUGUCAGGACUAUACAAACAUUCAACAGUGAAUUAAGGAAUAUGAUCUUGCUUAUGGUACCUGCUAUACAGCAGGGAGGGAAUCCCUCUGUCUCUGGUUCCCCAUCUCUACCUGCUAAGAUGGACACACACAAGUUCAGAUGUGGCUCCUGUACUGGAAGCUGGUUUUGUACACUGAUGCCACCUACUGGCCUGCGUGGUGACUAACAAGCAAAACCGCAUGGCCGCCCUCAAGACUUCCCUUGCAGUUUUUGGGCAGCACUUUAAGGACUCAAAUUUCCUCCAAGCAGGAUACUUUUAGCAGAGAGCUUCAUUUCCCCACCCUCGGUCUUGGGUAAGGGGUGGGGCUGAAAUGCCUUGAAUAUGCUAAUUACUUUCUGAGGGGAGGGAUAAAGUCCAAAAGGCCCUGCACUUAGGGGGCUGCUUUUUUUUUUUUUGCGCUAGGUCUGCCUCCUUUGCUUCGUGGCUUCUUUUAGAAGAAUGAGCCCUGUGUUCCCUAGUGCAGAGAGGAAUUAAGGAACAGACUUAAACGAACUAACUCAGGAGGCUGUAGCUAGUCCCAACAACAAAUGAAGACAGAUUUUCCUUAAUCUUAUUUUUGCAGCAUCUUAUGCUAUGCAUCAUCCUGACGGUAAGAGAAAAGCUUUGGGUUACAAUCCUGCUAAUCCCCUUGCAGGUCUCAGCUGCACUAUGAGGCAAAACUCCUAGAGCAAACUCAGUAGCAGACAGAAACGUCACAGAUAAAUGGUGAAGGAAUAAAAUGGCAUAGAUGCAAUGGAGUUGGGAAGAGGUUCAGAGAGGCGCUGAGCAGGGUAUUGUCACAGACAGAUGGUGAAGCAGGCUCCCCUAGUUCUGGCACAGACUGAAUUAUGUAUAAAUACGCCAAAGGAAACAUACCUGAACAUGCAGGACUCGUCCUUACUUGCGGACAGCUGUAGUCUAGAAAUGAGUAAAAAGGUGGGAGUUAGAAGACCCGAGUUCCAUCUCCAGCUCUGUCACAGUGUGACCGUGCAAACCUAAGUGCCUCUUCCCCAAAGGUAUAACAAUGCCUAACCAGCUUUAAAAAGCAACUUGUGAUCGCUGACUAAAUGCAAAAUAUUGUCUCCCAUGUUAGCAGCAGCAGAGGCUGGUAAACAGGAGGAAGGAUAGAUGGAAGCAAGUGUCAGCUUGUUUUUAAAGAGAAAGGAAGGGGGCAGAGGCGGAGAAUCAGCCAACAGCAACGAAGGAGGAGGAACAGCAACCCAUACCACCCCCUGAUGGAGGAUGGGGAUGGAUGAUAGUGCUUCACUUCUUUCUGGUAAAUGUGCUUGUGAUGGGAAUGCUGAAAACCUUUGGAAUUUUCUUUGUGGUCUUUCAAGAAGAGGUGGGAGGCUCUUCAGAACAAAUCAGUUGGAUCGGCUCCAUCAUGUCCUCUCUCCGCUUCUCAGCAGGUCCACUGGUCACUAUAGCCUGUGGGAAGCUGGGGGACCAGCUGACUUCCAUCAUUGGGGCAGGCCUAGUUAGCAGUGGUUGUCUGAUCAGCACACAGGCCACUAGUAUCUCCUUCCUGUGUGUGUCUAUGGGACUUCUAUUGGGGCUGGGCUUUGCUUGCUUGUAUCAAGCAGCUGCUGUGAUGACUGCCAGGUACUUUAAAAAGCGACUGGCUCUAUCCAAUGCAAUUGCUCGCUCAGGAAUGGGACUGACAUUUAUACUAGCACCUUUCACUCAACUUCUGAUAGAUUUUUAUGGUUGGCAAGGUACCCUACUGAUCUUUGGAGGGAUCAUGUUAAACCUUGUGCCUUCUAGUAUGUUACUGCGACCUCUUAACAUCAAGAAUCUCCAAGCCUUUUCUGGUAGAAAUGUAGACAGUGGAUCAUUAACACAAAGUAAACAUCCAGCAACUCUUACAAGCCACCUAGAUGAAAUCAGUACCACAGAAAUACAGUUUAAUACUAGACUGGAUUCUCCUAUGCAAGAUUCCACUGUCACAAACAGGCUCCAGUCAGCUGGAACAUUAGGAUCACUAGUUCCAGUGAACGCUGCUGGUUUGGAAGGGUCUGAGAGAGAAACCUCCAACCGCUACGCUCCUGGUGGAGACAGUGACAGGGACUGCAGCUAUAACAACCUUCCACUGCAAAAGGAAUGGAAUUCCCACUCACGGCCAGUUCCCUGCAGGCAGCCUCUUCUUGAUUUCUCACUGCUGAAAGAUCCCUUCUUCUGUAUUUUUGCCUGGUCAUUUUUGUUCAGCCAACUGGCCUACUUCAUUCCCACCUUUCACCUGGCAGCAAGAGCCAAAACCUUGGGCAUAGACAGCAUGGAUGCCUCUUACCUCAUUUCAGUGGCUGGGAUUAUAGAGACAGUCAGCCAAUUGCUUUCUGGCUGGAUCGCUGAUCAGAACUGGAUCAAGAAGUAUCAUUACCAUAAGACUUACCUUAUUCUGUGUGGCAUCACUAACCUGCUGGGUCCUCUUGCCACAUCCUUCCCAUUACUUAUGGUCUACACAGUAAGCUUUGCCAUUUUCUGUGGAGGAUACCUGGCUCUGCUGCUCCCUGUGCUGGUAGAUUUUGUAGGUGUCCCCAGACUCCACAGUUCUUUAGGAUUUGCCUCAUUCUUUGCUGGGAUAGCAGCCAUCGCUGGACCUCCUAUAGCAGGUUGGCUGUAUGACUACACUCAGACAUAUGCCUGCUCCUUUUUCUUUGCUGGAACCUGUUAUCUCAUCGCACCCAUUUCCUUCUUCUUUGAGCCUUCGGCCCAUAAAUGGAAGCUACGGAAAGAAGAGGAGUUGAACAAAGUGACUACUUAGUGGAGAGGCUCUGCUGCAGUUGAAAGAAAAGAAGAAGCCUGACUUCAGUAUAUGAUCAGAAGGUGAUAAUUAGGACAGACUUUUCACUAAUUAAUAAAAGAUGGCAGAAAAAUGAAAACUGACAUUUGUCACAACAAAGACUCAAAUGAGCUUAUUGUCCAUAAAUGUUACUUCAUGAGCAAGUGGUGUUUAAGAUCAAGGUGAGCCCAGCGAGAUAUGCAUUUUGGCUAACAAGACCCUUUGUUCCUAAAAUAUCCUCAGUUGGACAUGAAGUCUAGUCAUCUCUUAAAACAACUUCACUGCUUCUGUUCUUCCCCCAGUGUAUAUGAUCUCAUAUGUUUAACAUGAUU